This is a messenger RNA of Eurytemora carolleeae, 581 nucleotides long. RefSeq names its product ribosome-recycling factor, mitochondrial (gene mRRF1). The transcript is spliced from 5 exons. Gene Ontology annotation, cellular component: mitochondrion. Gene Ontology annotation, biological process: translation. The record is from RefSeq and is a predicted model, not a curated record. Bases 71 to 394 code for a protein of 107 amino acids. Gene Ontology annotation, molecular function: ribosomal large subunit binding. Lineage: Eukaryota; Metazoa; Arthropoda; Copepoda; Calanoida; Temoridae.
UUCCAUUCAUUUAUCAAUCAUCAGGUUGAUAAUUGACGUCUCUGCUUUUCCUCAGGCAGUCAAGAAUGUGAUGACCGCAAUAAGAGACUCAGGAUUAAACUUGAAUCCGCAGCAAGAAGGAUUUACAAUCUAUGUACCUAUUCCAAAAGUUACAAGGGAGCAUAGAGAACAUCUAGCUGAGGGAGCCAAGAAGAAAUUAAAUGAAUUUAAAGCUGAUCUAAGGAAGGUUCAGACCAGUGCUCAGAGAAGGGUUGGUGAAGAUGAACUAGCAGACAAGAUUACUAAGGAGGAUGCCAAGUCGGCUCAGGAGACGAUCAAAUUGAUCGCCGAUCAUUUCCAGGCCCAGGGAGAGAUCAUGCUCGUGAACAAGACCAAGGAGCUCCUCGGAAAAUAGAAUAUCUCCAUCUAUCAUUUUAUAAUAAAUAUUGUACAACCAUUCAUACUGAUGUUAUUGACAAUUUCUUACAAACAAAGUUCAAUUUAAAAAAUUACAAUUUGGGUAAAAAGAAAGUGUAUUAGGGCGAGGGGGGAGUUUUAAUGUUUUAUAUUUUUUCCUGUACAUAAGUUUUAUAUUUUCAGAA